This is a messenger RNA of Rhincodon typus (whale shark), 4428 nucleotides long. Its product is annotated as zinc finger protein 608. Bases 27 to 3491 code for a protein of 1154 amino acids. NCBI's taxonomy places the organism in Eukaryota, Metazoa, Chordata, Chondrichthyes, Orectolobiformes, Rhincodontidae. The record is from RefSeq and is a predicted model, not a curated record. Gene Ontology annotation, biological process: regulation of transcription by RNA polymerase II. Gene Ontology annotation, cellular component: nucleus. The transcript is spliced from 7 exons.
AGGUAAAAUGGACUUCCAUUAUAAAGAUGUUGGAUUUUUUUAAAAAACUUUUCACUUUCUCAUCUCCUGCAGGUGUUCUAGUGGUAAAUGUGACCUGGCGAAAUAAAACAUAUGUCGGGACACUUCUGGACUGCACUAAACAUGACUGGGCACCCCCACGGUUUUGUGAGUCACCCACAAGUGACUUUGAAAUGCGAGCAAGCCGAGGUCGAGGGAAAAGGGCGCGGUCCGUGGCUAAUGCUCCAAUGAAUGAAGCCAGUUUUACCGAGUCCAGGGGCAUGCAGAGCAAGAACCGAGGUGGGGCGAAUGGGAAAGGACGACGGGGAAGUCUUAACACGAGUGGACGUAGGACACCCCCCAACUGUACCAUGGAGGAUGUGAAAACGAGCCCUUCCCCCAUUACCAAAAGGAAGAACAAGCCGCCCAUGGACCUGGACCUCAACUCCAGCUCUGAGGACACCAAGUCCGGGAAGCGGGUCCGCACAAAUUCAAGAAGCACUCCGACCACGCCACAGGGGAAGCCCGAAACUGCUUUUGUGGAUCAAGGUUGCUCUUCUCCAGUGUUAAUUGACUGUCCCCAUCCAAACUGUAGUAAGAAAUACAAGCACAUUAAUGGUUUGCGAUACCACCAGGCUCACGCACAUUUAGAUCCUGAGAAUAAAUUGGAAUUUGAGCCGGACAUUGAAGACAAAAUGUCAGACUGUGAAGAGGCUUUGAGUAACGUGGCAAUUGGUGUUGAACCUGCUGAGCCAGGAAACGGCACGUUGCUUUCUGGGGGUGGAUUAAGUUACGAUCCGAUGAAAGCUCCUCCGUCACCUAUCACUAGCACCCCAGGGACACCAAAGGUCCGUAAAGACUUGGCUAAUGCUGCUCAGAGCCCAAUAGUCAACUCUAAAUCUGGGAAGAAUGCUAGUAAAAGGAAAGGUCUCAACAAUGACCUCAAUAAUCUUCCUGUGAUUUCUAAUAUGACUGCAGCUUUGGAGAGUUGCUCAGUUCCUGACGGUGGGUCUGCUUCAGAAAUGCCCAAACUUGAAGUGGAAGGGGUGAUAGACAAGAAAAACGUGGGUGACAAAGAAAAGGGAAAGAAGAGCAACAAUGGAAAAGUGGAUAAAACGUUAUCAAAGCCUAAAACAACAAGACCGAUUGCCCCUGCCCCUCCCCCACCACAGUUGAUCGCUAUUCCCACAGCCACAUUCACAACCACCACUGCAGGAACAAUACCAGGGCUACCCUCUCUGACUACGACAGUUGUCCAGGCAACACCAAAGAGCCCACCACUGAAACCUAUUCAACCAAAGCCUACAAUUAUGGGAGAGCCUAGCGCGGUAAACCCAGCUCUGUCCUCCCUCAAGGAUAAAAAGAAGAAAGAGAAGCGAAAGCUGAAAGACAAAGAAGGCAAAGAGACAGUAAGCCCCAAGAUGGACUCUAAGCUCGGGAAACCUGAGGAUUUAAAGGCUUCCGCGAAAGAGCUGACUGCACAUUUUUUAAAAGAGCAUCUCAAUAAAAAUGAAGUGCUUGUGAAUGGUUUAUGUGACUCUCAGGAGAGCAGAAUGGCCAGCAUAAAAGCCGAAGCUGAUAAGGUUUACACAUUCACAGACAAUGCACCCAGCCCUUCUAUUGGGAGUGCCUGUAGGCUGGACUGCAGCAGUCUGGUUAAUGGACAAUCUCCCAUGACACCACUGCAUGUUUUAACACAAAAUGGUGGCGAUGGGACCACUACCAAAACAAACAGCCCGGCUUACUCGGACAUUUCUGACGCUGCUGAUGAUGGUGGCUCUGACAGCAGGUCAGAGGGCGCAAGGUCAAAGACUAAUUCCCCCGCAGAUACAAUUUCCUCCAAGGAGACUAUUGUAAAAACUCAUUCCUCAGCCUCUUCUCAGCCAGCACAAAGUAAAGAGACUCAUUCACCUUUUUACCAUGGUUACGAACCUUACUAUUCUCCUAAUUACAUGAACCCUAGUCAGGUCAGUAGUGCCGCGACUGGAAAUCCUUCUUCAGCCCAGAGCACCAAAGUGAAAAAAGAGGCAGAUGAAGAGACUGAGAAAAAGGAUAAGGUGGAAGUUUUGGAUGUUAAAAAAAGUGACACAAGUGCAGUAAAUGCUCAUGCUCAGCAUCAAUCUGUUAUUACGCAGAGACAUCCAGCACUUGCUCAGUCACUGUAUUACGGACAAUAUGCAUAUGGCUUAUGUUACGUUGACCAGAAGUCGAUCAUGACAAAUCCUUCUUACAGGCAACAUUAUGAAAAGUUUUACGAGGAGCAGCGGUUUGCAGAGCAGAAACUGCAGCAGUUGAGUCGAGAUAAUGAAAGAAAAGGUGAAGGGCAGCAGAAGGAUCUGGGAAAAGACGAAUUAAAACAGAAAAAUAUUCCGACUGCUACAAUCUCAAAAGCCCCUUCUACCCCCGAGCCAAACAAAAGUAGCGCAAAAGCUAAGGAUUCCUUCUUGCUGUCAGAUUCCUCAAAACCUGGUAUCACUAGCAAAGCAGAUGAGCUUGGGAAAUCACACGUUCAGUCUGUGCAGCAGCAACAACUGACAAUUGAUGGGUUUAAAGCCAAGCAAAUGGAGAAUCACCAGCUCAUCAAGGAGGCGGUGGAAAUGAAAUCUGUGAUGGACUCUAUGAAGCAGACAGGAGUGGACCCCACCAUCCGCUUUAAACAGGAACCAGAUACCCGGGCAUGGCACCAUUAUGUUUACCAGCCAAAGUACAUGGAACAGCAAAAAAUGGAUGAUUUUGAACGAGAGAAAAAGCAGAAAGAAGACAGUCCAAUUAAGGCAUCCAGCAAAGAGGGAAAUGUAUCUAAUAUUCCUACGGGAGUAACUAACAUAAAAGAGGAGCCAAAAGAUGCCAAACGGGCUGAAUCGCAGUCUCUCUCACUGGAGGAACAUAAAAAUAAAACUGAUGAUCGUAAGACUCCUGUCAUUGCAAAGGAGUCUCGAGGAGCUCGUGUUGCUGUCUCAUCACCAAUGAAUCAGCAUCAAUCUUACAUUCAAUACCUGCAUGCUUAUAAUCCUUAUUCACAAAUGUAUGACCCAGCUUAUCGAGCAGUGUCUCCGGUGCUAAUGCAUAGCUACCCAGGGGCAUACCUCUCUCCCGGCUUUCACUACCCUGUCUAUGGGAAGAUGUCCAGCCGAGAGGAAACGGAGAAAUCAAGCACAAGCCCCAAUGUAAACACUAAACCAGCAGCUGAAUCCAAGGCUCUCGACCUGCUUCAGCAGCAUGCCAAUCAGUAUCGCACCAAGUCUCCUGGGCCUGCCGAAAAAGCUGCACCUGAACGUGAAAGAGAAGCUGAGCGAGAGAGAGAACGCCAUUCACCUUUUGCACAGCGGCAUGUGCACACCCAUCACCACACGCAUGUUGGAAUGGGUUACCCUCUAAUACCAGGCCAAUAUGACCCAUAUCAAGGGCUGGCAUCGGCUGCCAUCGUUGCCGGUCAGCAGGUGGCCGCGCAGGCUUCUGCAUCCGCCAUUUUCCCUGCUCAGAGAAGGGAAUGAUGGCAUCAUGAGUGUAUAUUGAAUCAUAGUCAUGUGACUGGAUCACAUGAAGAAAAGGUUUAUACAGACAUCAGUUCCAUGGUGUUGAUUUCAAAUGCCUUGAUGUCAGGCGAAACCAGUCAUUUCAUAUUUGUAAAUUGCAAAUUUUAUAACUGAGUUACAAAUGUUGCUGUAAUUAAACUUUUGUUUAAAUAUAUUCUUUUUGGUUUUUUUUUGUAUUGGUAACCAGGCUCACAAAUGCAGGGUCAGUUAUUGUUGGCAGUUGUCACUGUACUUUACGGUUUCCUGAAAAUGUUAGCAACAAAAAAGAUGACAAUUGCUUGGUUUUGUAGAGCAUACUGUUCUGGGUAGGUGUUCCUUUGAACUGGUUGUGGCAUUUAGACCCUCAGAGAGGCUAAUUGUGACAGUAACACUUUGGUACAGUGUUUACGUGUACUUGGUGACCCCUUGAAAACACUUAGACACUAUUUAAAUGCGUCUGUGUGCUAACUGUAUUCACAUGUCCACUGCAUUGUUGUUUAUUGUGAAGGUUUUACAUGCAGAGGGCUCUGAGGGUUAUAAGAAUGCCCAUUGUGAUUGUGUGUGCGCGCGCGUGUGUGUGAGUGUAUAUAAUGUACAGGUUUGAAAUGGAAAAUAAUGAGCAUCUGUGAAUAUAAAAUGUCUUUAUGAUAUUGAAUGGCUGAUUACCCCAUAGCCUACAUAAUCUCUUCCACCCGCCCAUACAAGAAGACAUCUGUGAUUGUUUAUUACUUGAACUAGUUCAGCAGUUUUAAAUGUUUACAAUUAUCCAGAUUUAGGAAGAACUUGCGCAGUUGCCUGGUUACUUGUUUUAUGCUGUAAUCUAGUUUAUUUUAUGUAAAGUGUAUAUUGAAUGCUUUCAUUUUUUAUACUUGCCUUAAAUAAUUCGGCAAUCAGAAUAAAAAAAAAUGUUUUUGUA